CAGUUGUUAUUUUACCGCAUAUAUGCCGGUUUAUUGACACAUAUGAAUCAAAAAAAAUAUUCCGUAUUUCAGUAACACAGUGUUGUCAUUUUCUCAUAAAUUACGAUAAAAAUUACGCGAAACAAAAAAAAACGUCCGACAUUUUCGACAAUAAAACAGCUCGUAUUUUUCAUGUCAUACACAAUAAAAGAAUUGUUGUUGUUUCAUGUAAAUAAAACAUUGAGUGCGUGCGUUUCGCUGUUGUUAUACACGGUAGAAAGUGAGACACCGAGAGAGAGAGAGAGAGAGAGAGAGAGAGAGAGUGAGAGACACCCGUCCAGAAAUAAAACGUUCAGUCAUCAAUCGAUUUUAAAUGUGAGCGGUGUCCAAGAAACGACCACACACACACACACCAACAUCAUCCAACCAAAGAUACAACAAUCGAUCAAUAGUUCAAUUCAUGGGAAAGUGUGCAUCAAAACAGCAAUUGCAUCAUCGGGAGUUUUUGCAACCGAAAUAUAAUUGGAGCGAUAAGAGCAAUGGACGAACGACGGUCAAUGGAAAAAAAACUAGAUCAUCGAUAUCCGAACAAAGCAUUUUUCUGUUGAUUGAAAAUGAGGGUCAAACAGAAAGUAAAAAACGUUCCAGGUCCGUUGAGACAAAGGGAACGGCAAUGUCAUUUGGCUUCAAAAAGAAAUUGCCACCACAAAAACGAAAUACACUAACCGAUAAUGGUCGAGUUAAGGACAAUGGAUUAAAUUCGAUAAAUGGAAAUCAUUUAAAAACAGAUAAUGCAUGUUGUAUCAAUGGUGAUGAUAAUGGAAAUUCAGUGGAAUCAAUAGAGACAUUGAGUGACAGUACAACGGUUGGUCGAUCCACGCCUCGACUAACGCCACCAAAGAAGGAAUCAGCAGGUGCUCCAUAUCGAAGUACACGCUUUGGAUUUCGCAUAAAUAGACCAUCAUCGACUGGCAUAUCGGCAUCAUCAAAAAAUUGCGAAAAUGUCAUUAACAACAAUCAUUCAGAGGCUAAACUAAACGUGAAACCGCGUUCAAAAAGUGCAUGUGGUUCUCGACGUUCGAUUGCAUCGUCGACAACAAGUAAUGAAUCGCAUCAAAGACAUCCAACUGUACAUUUUCAAUUGCCGUCGCCAACUUCAUCUCCACAAAAACAAUUUGAUGUGCAGCAGCUCAAGAAGAACUCGGAUCCAAAAAUAGAUAACGAAUCGACAACUGUCAAUAAUUAUGCAAAUAGUCGACAAACCACACAAAUGCAACGGAAAAUGUUUUUCAUGCAAUCAAAUCCCAUUCAAAAUACAUUCAAUCAGAAUAAGCCACCAAGCGGAAAACGUUCAUACACGAUCAUCAACACAGAGCUGCACACAAACGAAAUACAUCGUCCGACGCCACAAGCGGCAACGACAAUCGUCUCGAAAUUUACAUUGCACACAACUAGUUUACCGAAGCCACAGUACCCAGUGCCAGUUAGUUUAGCUCCACGUCAUUCAAUGGAUGUGAAAAAUGCAAAACAAGCGGCCAAUACAACGACGAAAAAAAGCGGUGGCGGCUUUCAAGCGCAACGUGAAAUUUCGGCCGAUUCGGGUAUUGGCAGCAUCAGCAGUCAUGGCAGUGGAAUUGAUUUGAAAAAAUCACCACAGCGACAACGACGACCAAGAAAUUUGGAAAUGGUGUUCAGCGGACGAAAUAAAUUCCACGUACGUGAUUUAACCGAAGAUUCAUUUUCCGAUGACAAUGUACAACCAUUGGCAUUGCCACAAUUACCAACCGCAUUCAGUGCAAGAGCUCAACCCGCUAAUAUAAGUGGUUUAAUCAGAGCAACCAAUAAUUAUGGUAAUAAGGCAAAAAUCUCUGUACACUCACUCGACGGCUAUAAUAAUCGACUUGAUCCGGGCAAUCGACAAACGGCGCAUAGUUCAGAUGGUAAAGAAACAAUUGAAGAGGAAAAACUUGAAAUCGACAACAAGGCGACGGAAAAACUAACAAACCAUACCAUUUUGACUCCUGCAUAUGGUUAUCUAAGCAAAAGCCCAUCGGUAACAUCCAAUUCAAUAACGGGAAUGUGUAUUGGUGAAGAAUUGGCAAGCAAAGAUGGCAUUAGCCUAAGUAGUACGGAUACAAGCAGACAAAAUAAUAACCAAAAUGAGUAUGAUGAUGAUAUCAGUACAAUAACAUUAUCUACAGAUAAUAAAAUCACGUCGAUCUCUUCAACGACAAUGCCACAAUCGCAAUUUGAUCCAUUGUACGACGAAUUGUCAUCACCAAUGAAUGGAAACGACGUUAUGGUAACCGAUCAAAAGUUUGCAGCAAUAACCGCUGCAAUGAAUGACAUUUUAAUCGACGAUGAAACAUCGCCAUCGGACAGUUUAAUCAGUAGCACCGCAUCGGACGAUUUAAGUGCAGCAAAAAAACCAAAAAAUAAUAAGAAAAAAAUGAUUGAGUCGAUAAGAGAUGGUGAUGAAAAGGACAUAAAUGAAGUGUCACCGAUAUUUGAGAUGGCCAGUCCUAUAUCGCACGGAACGCCAACACAUGCAACCAAUUCAUUUUCAUUUUCGGACUGUGAUGGUGGCCGAGAUUUUUUGAUUGAUGACGAAAUUGCCGAUCAACCUGUACUAUGUUUUGGUGAUAAUCAGGCAUCAAAUACUCAAUUGCAUUCGUUAGUUGAUACGCCUACGUUGAAAGAAAAUUCAUCGGCAAAAUCAUCAAUCAAACGUAUGCCAUCGACAACAUCAAAUAAUAACAGUGCCACAAAUUCGUAUGCACCACAAGCAAGACCGCGACAAUCGUUAAUUUCAAGAGCCGAAUCGCUUGACACAUUAUCACCAUGCGAAUCAAUUUGUUCGGAUGAUUUAAUGAUGGACUUUGAAUGCAACAGCAGCAUCGAUUCAAUUGAUCGUGCAUCCCGAUCGAAUCGAAGUGGCAUUGGUGAUGUUAACAGUAUAAAUGGCAGUACAACAAAAGUCAAUAAACUUGAUGAAGCACAACUAUGGACUGAAUUCGAACAAAAUGGUGGUGGACAUUUCAAGGAUUGGAGCUACCUAUUGAAAACUUCAAGGAAUAAAUUUCAAGACAUUUCUGUCUCGCAACUUCCAGCACGAUCAACGCGACUAUUGAAUCGAUCUCGUUUACAACAUAAUGCCAGUUUGAAUGGUUUAGAGAGUCCGCGUUCGAUCGAAAAUUUACAUUCAAUCAAUAAAACGGUAACAACACAACAAUUUGGACGGGACUCGGCCAAUGGUUCCCCGGAUGAGCAACUCUUUAUGCUGGAUAAAACCCUGCGAAAUUCUAUGAUACAAGAUGUGCAAUACUGUAAACAGCAAUUGCUACAAUUGCGUAGCAUUUUGCAGGAAAACGAGGAAUAUUUGAUGACGAGGACGGCUUCUCUCAACCCAUUUGAAAGCAAUAAUGGGAAAUUCUUCGAUGCAUCUGGUGAAGGCAUUCUGAACAGUGUAGAACGUGAUAAUUACUCACCAUCGUUGUCCGACGAUCCGAAGCAUGAUUUGGUCGAUCUACGUAGACAGGUGGUUUAUCUUCAGAGUCAGCUCGACGAUAAGGAUCGAACAAUUCGAAUUCAGCAAAAUUUGAUAAACAAACUCGAAGCCGAAAUGGAUAAUGGCAAAGAUCGUGUACAAACCGAACAAGUGAUUGAUACUGUCAAUACGGCAACACAAACCGAUCGGGUGCGACCACUCUCAAUGAAUUUUGAUGGAUCGAAUAGUAAUCGAAGUGAGGAUGAUUACAUGACAUCGCCACGAACAUCGGCAACAUCAAGCAUUUCAUCAUUAUCAUCAUCUUUAUCUUCGACUUCCAAGUCAUUGAUCUCUUAGAAAAUAUAUGUAUUAUUUUAACAAAGUCUAGAGAUCUCGCCAUAGAGACCAUAAGUGUUUUAGAAAAAAAAAAAACCAAACAAAAUGUAAAUAUUUGUUCAAUGGUGUUUAAUAAUCGCAAUUUUGUUUUUUUACAUUAAAUUUCAUUGCUUUUUGACGAGAAAAAAAUUGUAAAAAAAUGUAUAAUCUCUUGAAUGAAGAGGGAAAAAGUUAGCCUAUUGACAGGUAGUAUUAUGAUAUAAUGUUAAUUAACUUGUCAAUGGCUAAAUUUACUAGAAUGAUUUUUGAAACUUCUUCAUAUAAAUUGUAGCAGAAUCCUUAUUUGAAAUAUAAUCAAAUGUUAUAUUGAUUGAAAAAAAUGGAUGAAUGAAUAUAAUCAAUGAAUUGAAUGAAUCAUACACAAAAA
Molecule: messenger RNA, 4229 nt
Organism: Contarinia nasturtii (swede midge)
Lineage: Eukaryota; Metazoa; Arthropoda; Insecta; Diptera; Cecidomyiidae
Exons: 16
Coding region: 440-3823 (1127 amino acids)
Source: RefSeq, a predicted model, not a curated record